Messenger RNA from Parathielavia appendiculata, 426 nucleotides. Its product is annotated as DUF1687-domain-containing protein. The transcript is spliced from 3 exons. Lineage: Eukaryota; Fungi; Ascomycota; Sordariomycetes; Sordariales; Chaetomiaceae. Gene Ontology annotation, cellular component: mitochondrion. The coding region runs from base 1 to 426 and encodes 141 amino acids. The record is from RefSeq and is a predicted model, not a curated record. Gene Ontology annotation, molecular function: oxidoreductase activity.
AUGUUUCGAUUUCACAAGCCCCUCGACAUCAUCACCCUCUUCCACAAAGCCAGCUCCCCAGCCUCCAUGAGGCUCGCGGCGGCGCUCAGGCAGGCCUCUGCCGCCGCCUCAGAGACCUCGACAGAGGAUCAGGCCAGCGACCACACGGCCCAGACCAACGCCGUGGGCCGCCCCGAAUUCAAGCUCGAGAUCACCGAGACCCCGCCCACCGCCGACCAGCUGCAGACCAUCCUCGAGUACGUCGGCAAGCAGCGCAUCCCGACCAUUGUCAAGGGCGCUACGGACCAGGCGGAUGCCCUGCGCAAGUUCAAGGAAAAUUCCGAGAGCUUCCAGAGGCCUGUGGUCGUGGAUUGGAACAAUGGCAAGGCCGCUGCGGGAGGCAACGAGUCGGAGAUUCUGAAGAUGCUCAAUGCCCUGCCCAAAUAA